Hylaeus volcanicus is the source of this 2380-nucleotide messenger RNA. RefSeq lists its product as uncharacterized. The coding region runs from base 979 to 1992 and encodes 337 amino acids. NCBI's taxonomy places the organism in Eukaryota, Metazoa, Arthropoda, Insecta, Hymenoptera, Colletidae. The record is from RefSeq and is a predicted model, not a curated record. The transcript is spliced from 3 exons.
GAGCGCGUUAAGGUGAAAAGUUCAGCUCUUUGAAGAACCAGCUCAUCGACCACAGGCGGAAGAAUUUAUACAUUAACUGCGCCAGGCGGUGUAGCCAGCUCAGAACACAACAGGAAAGCGCUAUUCAUCAUCCCCGUCAGCUCAAGCAUCGAUAGUACAACUCAUUUUUGACAGAUAUAAAGGAUGUUUAAUUAUGUAAACAUCGGACUGUGGAACGCACGUAGUUUACUAAAAAAAAGUAACGACUUGAUGAAUGUAUUAGAUGAAUACGAUAUUAUGUAAGAGCGAACGACAGUGAGGCGACAUGGCAAUAGCCUGGCGACGGCCAGAGCUGUUCAAGUGCCGCCAUAAAUUAGCGGGAUGUUUAGACUCCGGAGAACGUGACGAGGGUCGAAGUCGAAUUUCGGCGGGACCCUACCAUAUUUCGUCGGUGUGACAUGAGUUUGACCAGGCCCCGUAGAGCCGGCUACAUUGAGGUCUUCCCCAAGAAAGAGUGGGGCGCGUGCUGGCCAUUUUAAGGGCGGAAAAUGCCACGCAACGGGCAGAACGAAAAAGGCGACAGAAGAAGAGACCGCGGGUAAACGUCGCGAGAUUGGAAAAAACGUACAAUUAAUAAAAAACUAUUCAACAGCAUUUAUGUGUCUUACAAUUUAUCAGAAGUGGGAUACAGGAUCCGGAAUAAAAAGAUUCGCAGAAAUUGUGUGUCUAACGCUGCCGUUCGUGUUUUGAGUGACUUUCCUCGCGACGCUUUCAGUGCUUGUGCUGAUUCUCUGUGUAUGACAUUGUUCGUAACAUUCUGUGUGACUAUUCAUAACGUUCUGUGUGACUCUAUCGGCAACUUUCUGUAUAGCCUUGUACGUAACAUUCUGUGUGACUUGUUUGUAACGUCUGUGCUAAUUGACUUUUUCUUCUCAGUGAUAACUUUGCAUCUCAGUGCUAAUCUAAGUGACAUUUGUGUUAAAAAAAAAAAAGUUCGUGAUGUCCCAAGAAAUGGGGAAAGACCAUCGUGGAUUUCUGUUGUCUGAGCUGAAGGAAGCACUACGGCGACAGGGAUUGCCCGCGGUAGGCAAUAAAGCCGAGCUGAUACAGCGGCUAGAUGAACAUUUCCCCGAUCGAUUAUGGGAAAGUUGCAUAACACCACGACCAAAGAAAGGCGGGAAUCCAGUUCCCGAAGAAAAUGAUAUCACUGUGGAAGAAAAUGAUGCCCUACCAGAAGCAAGCACUCUUCGCCUGGAUGCACCGGUGUGGCGAGAUUCGUUGGCAGAAAAUGCUCCGGAUCGGCUGCUACGCAUGGAGAUGGAGCUCAUGCGCCGAGAGCGAGAGCUCAUGCAACGAGAGUUGCAAUUGCUGCAGCGGGAAAACGACAUGCUGCGACAGUCCCCUGGUUCGAGCCGAGAAACGGAGAGGAAGUCUGGAGCAAGCAUUAAAGCCAUAGGCGAAUUGCUAGCAGAUUUCAGUGGUGUGGAACAAUGUUUUCAUAGUUGGAGAAAACAGCUAGCACUACUCAUCUCCACAUAUGACCUAGACGACAAUUUAUCAAGAAUCCUGAUUGGUUCGAAGCUUAAGGGGAAGGCAUUGAGCUGGUUUCAAUCGAGAACGGAACAUUUAGAAGUCAGCACGGACGAACUGCUGGUCCGAAUGGAGUCAAUGCUCCAUCAUCGGGAGAGCAGAUUGGAGGCUCGCCGGAAAUUUGGGAGUAGAAGAUGGGCUGUCAACGAAAAUUUCGGCGAAUACUUCCAUGAUAAGUUAAUUUUGGCCAACAGAGUGCCAGUUGCAGAGGAAGAAAUGGUCGACUCCGUAAUUGACGGAAUCCCUGACGUUAACUUGCGUAAUCAGGCACGUAUGUGCAAUAUUACGACGACUUCGGCAUUGUUGGGGGCCUUCAGCAAAAUCAAGCUGAGCCCCGUCCCAAGAUGUCAAGUGAUGCCAGGCAUGUCAACAAGUCGACCGUGGCCGACGGAACUACCUGCAUCGCAAGGGUCAGCGGGCUAGUUAAAACCUCCGAUGCGCUGCUACAAUUGCAAUAGGAUGGGUCAUCGGUCCCAGGAAUACCGGCUACCAAGGAGGGAAAAGGGUUCCUACUUUGGCUGUGGGGAAAUGGGCCACCUGUUACAUGCUUGCCCUAAGAAAGUGAGACCCCAAGUCACCUGCGUACAGGAUCGGCCACUACAGGAAGACGAAUUUCAGCAAAAUGUCGAAUACGUGAUAGAUAAUUUAGAAGAGAAUUAGAUGACAGCGUGCGCAACCGUUUUGUAGGGACCAACAAAUCGCCGUUAAAUCCUAUCAGCACCGUACACACAACAAUCAUAUUAAACAAUCUUCAAAAAAAUAUGUCGCUUCUUGUCGUACCGAAUCAAACAAUGUCCGCGUCAGUAGUGUU